AAAAUGCAUGUUCAUAUUAUUUAUAAGCUGUGAUGGUAUCAAUACACACAACCUGCAGUCAUUUUACGAUAUUGUCCAUUUGAUGGUUUUUUAUUUACCUCAAAAGAUUUAGCUGCUAGCCUUGUUGUUUUGUAAGCAAAAUAAUACUUACAAAAAAAAUGCGUAAAGUUGGACUACUUGCAACACUGACACGAUGGAGAAAUUCAUAACGAUAUUUUCAUUUCUUGUCGUAUUUAAUAUGUUAAUGAUGAUCAUGUCGUACGUUUACAUUCGUAAAAGUCAGGACAGAUUGUUCUGUUCUGUGAGCGAUUUCCUGUCGUCUGCGAAAUUAUUCCUUGAUCAUAAUGGUGCAAGAACAUUUAAAAAUAUUUUACCGAAUAACUGUGAUGUAGAAUCCACCAGUCUUGCUCUUCAUAUUCAAAAAUUGGAAAAGGCAUUCCAUUCGACAGUCAAUGAGUGCAGGCGUCGUCAUAUUUUUUCCCGCCAGAUGGAAUAUGCAGAAGAUUAUCCUGUGCUUACAUUAUUCACAACAUGGGAACCGUCACCAGGAAAGUCUUUCGUUCACAAUUGUACACUUAGAAACUGGAGUUCUUUUAUACCAAAGGUAAAUUUAGUUCUAUUCACAAAUAAUUCAAAUUUGAAAAAAGAGGCUUUACAAUACGGCUGGUCUGUGCUACCGAUUAUUCACCACGUUGAAGGGGUACCGGUGUUAAAGCACAUGUUUCAAACUGUCAUCUCAACUUUCAAUUCUACGUACUAUGGCUUUAGUAAUAGUGAUAUUUUAUUUAUUGACAACCUCUUAGAUUCUUUACAUACUGUAAAUCGUGAAUACAGAGACAAAAAUGUGUUUUUAACUGGCAGAAGAACUAAUAUUCCACAUUUAUCUUUAAAAGAAGUGGUUUCUUAUGACAAUAUUCGAAAGGCAGCGUCAGAGAGAGGACAACUUUUCGUUGUAGCAUCUGAAGACUAUUUCAUAACAACCUCCAGAUUUCCUUGGAAAACGAUUCCUGACUUUGUAAUUGGUAGACCUGCCUAUGAUAAUUGGCUAGUUGGUUUUGCGCGUUGUCAUUUUUAUACUGUUAUUGACAUUACUAGUACCGUUCUUGCCUGCCAUCAGACAACAAAAGCUGGAAAUAAGGAGGGAUCAAAACACAAGACAUUGACAUCUUACAAUCAUGAGCUACUUGUCAGGCUUGGUCUGAGCACGAAUUAUGGUGCAGGUUUUGUUAUCUGUCCUGAAAAGAAAACAUAUUAUAAUUUAUGUGGCGAUAUAGAGGUUAUGGAUAGACCUAUCAAUUCUUUCCCAAAAUAUUGUUCAUGCAAGUCGUGGUGAUGAAAGUGCUGUUUUUCUAGGAAAGAUAACUCUAAUUUAUGUAAUUGUAUUGUAAAAUGGAGUAAAUUAAAGCUUCUGCUGAGUGAC
Mytilus trossulus (common blue mussel) is the source of this 1420-nucleotide messenger RNA. RefSeq lists its product as uncharacterized. Lineage: Eukaryota; Metazoa; Mollusca; Bivalvia; Mytilida; Mytilidae. The coding region runs from base 194 to 1333 and encodes 379 amino acids. The record is from RefSeq and is a predicted model, not a curated record. The transcript has a single exon.